GCUUCCUACUUUACGGCAGCAUGGCAAACUUGCAGCAUGAGGAAGAUAAUCCCAAGCAUGCAAAAAUGUCAACAGUAAUAUCUACAUCGGCGCAGUCAGUUCCCUUGAACAAUACACCCAGUGCGUUUAAAGACAGAGCCGAUAUUACCUGUUUGAUACCAACUUUCGCAGAUGCCUGCAAACUUGUUAAUACCCCAUACUCUUGCCUGGUGCUCGACACACACAGAAGACACGUUGCCCUGCCACCUAUGUAUUUGAAAAAGAAGAACACGGGGAUACAGGAGGAACUAAACGCAGAGCUUCUGAAGUAUUGCGAAAAGUUGAAGGGAGUACCUCUUGCUUUUGACAACAUAAAGCUAUUGGGACAACUUGGGGACAUAUUCGACGACCAAGGAUACAUUCACUUGAACAUCGAAGCUUCGUUUGUCGUCUUUAAACCCAAGAAAGGGCAAAAGCUUGAGGGAGUGAUCAACAAGAUUGGCCUGACACAUGUGGGCUGCUUGGUGCACAGCUGUUUCAAUGCCUCCAUCCUCAAGCCCAAAGAGAUGACCUCGGAGAUGUGGCGAUAUUCUGGGUUGGCCAUUGGAGGAAGUCUGGAGUUUGAGGUGUUCCAGUUGGAUUCAGAUGCUGCGGGGGUCCUUCUCAUUCGUGGCAGACUUGAUAAGUCCUGGUGUGAGGAGAAGCUAAAGCAAACUGAUGCUGUCAUAGAUGAUGCGGCAGCAGAACUCACAACGCCAGCUGACCGCACUGGCGCCCAGGCUGCACUGGAUGGGGUCGGUGGCGUACAAACGCAAAAGAAAAAGAAGAAAAAAGACAAAAGCAAAGACGAAGAGGCACAAGAGGACUCCAAUGCCCAGCUAGACAGCAGUGUUGACACAGAGCUCACUGACCUGAACUCAAAUGGUCAUGUUGAGAAGAAGAAGAAGAAGAAGAAGAACAAGAACAAGAGUCAGGAGAUGAAGAUGGAGGUGGAUGAGAUGGUACCCGUCACAGAACUUCCUGGUAGUGACUCCAGUGGUUACCUUAGUGACAAAAGCAACAGGAAAAGGAAGGAGUCUGAUGAAGCAAAUGACAUUAAUGGUGCUUCAGAAAAGCCUGUAGCUAAAAAGAAAAAGAACAAGUGAAAAAAACAUUUUAAUGGACAUGCAUUUUCCAACUGUCACAUCAUCUUGGUGCACUCAUUUUGAAAUGAUUCUUCAAACCAAUGAAAGAAGUGCCUCAUAAAUAUUGAAUCAAAUACAAUAAAGUAUUUUCCCUA
Alosa alosa (allis shad) is the source of this 1258-nucleotide messenger RNA. RefSeq names its product RNA polymerase I subunit F (gene polr1f). Gene Ontology annotation, biological process: DNA-templated transcription; DNA-templated transcription initiation. The transcript has 4 exons. Gene Ontology annotation, cellular component: RNA polymerase I complex. The coding region runs from base 21 to 1124 and encodes 367 amino acids. Lineage: Eukaryota; Metazoa; Chordata; Actinopteri; Clupeiformes; Clupeidae. The record is from RefSeq and is a predicted model, not a curated record.